Messenger RNA from Priceomyces carsonii, 1074 nucleotides. RefSeq names its product NAD(P)-dependent alcohol dehydrogenase. Lineage: Eukaryota; Fungi; Ascomycota; Pichiomycetes; Serinales; Debaryomycetaceae. The record is from RefSeq and is a predicted model, not a curated record. Gene Ontology annotation, molecular function: L-iditol 2-dehydrogenase (NAD+) activity; zinc ion binding. The transcript has a single exon. The coding region runs from base 1 to 1074 and encodes 357 amino acids. Gene Ontology annotation, biological process: D-sorbitol catabolic process.
AUGACAUUUGAAAAUAACAUUGCUCUUCAGACCACCUCUGACCACAACAUCGAAAUUGUAAAUGUGUCUAUUGGGCACCCUGAUAAAGGUCAAGUAUUAAUUCACGUGAGGGCAACGGGAAUUUGCGGUUCAGAUAUUCAUUUCUGGAAAACUGGUGCAAUUGGUGAGUUGAAAGUGUUGGGCAACUGUACAUUGGGGCACGAGGCAGCAGGUGAUAUUGUAGGAGUCGGAGAGGGUGUAAGAGACGUUCAAGUGGGAGAUCGUGUUGCUAUAGAGCCUGGAAUUCCCUGUGGCAACUGCUUUUUGUGCACCGGAGGGAACUAUAAUUUGUGUAAGGAUGUGCAGUUUAUCGGCGUGUAUCCAUAUCAUGGCUCAAUGCAAAAGUAUUUGAUUCAUGAUGCCAAGUUCAUCCAUAAACUUCCAGAUAAGCUAAGUUAUGAAGAAGGUGCAUUGGCUGAACCGGUUUCAGUAGCAUAUCAUGGCAUCCAGAGAGCAGAACUUGAGCUUGGUAGUGGUGUGUUCAUAGCUGGAGCUGGCCCAAUAGGAUUAGCAGCACUAUUAUUGGCUAGCAGUCUGGGUGCUUGCCCUAUCGUUAUAAGCGAUGUAAAUGCUUCCAGACUUGAAUUUGCGAAAAGAUUAGUUCCUUCUGUAAAGACUUACCAAAUUAAUCCCAAGAUAAAAGAUACAGAAAACGCAGCAGAAAUAAGAAAGUGCUUUGGGAAAGAUGAAAUCGAUGCACCAGCAUUUACUUUAGAGUGUACUGGUAUUGAAUCCAGUAUUAUUACAGGAGCGUACGUAACUAGAAGAUCAGGGACACUAACGCUCAUUGGAGUUGGAAAAGAUACUAUCAAUAACUUUCCCUUCAUGCAUCUAUCUUUGGCUGAGAUUGAUGUUAAAUUUAUUAAUAGAUACCAUGAUUCAUGGCCCAUUGUUAUAAAAUUAAUGGAUCAAGGUAUUAUUGAUGUUAGACCCCUUAUUACUCAUCGUUUUUCUCUUAGUGAAUCUAUUACAGCAAUGAAUGUUGCAUCAGAUCCUUCAGUACACAGUAUCAAAGUAAUCAUUGAAGACAAUUGA